Molecule: messenger RNA, 3200 nt
Organism: Protopterus annectens (West African lungfish)
Lineage: Eukaryota; Metazoa; Chordata; Ceratodontiformes; Protopteridae
Product: myoneurin-like
Exons: 14
Coding region: 305-2689 (794 amino acids)
Biological process (GO): regulation of transcription by RNA polymerase II
Cellular component (GO): nucleus
Molecular function (GO): RNA polymerase II cis-regulatory region sequence-specific DNA binding; DNA-binding transcription factor activity, RNA polymerase II-specific
Source: RefSeq, a predicted model, not a curated record
GAGAAUACUACUACGAGAGUAGAUGGAUGACGAUCUUUCCGCUGCCAUGUUUGCAUGUUGUUAAGGAAAUGUAGACUAUUGGAAUUGUUUACAAACACGCGUUUUUGAGUUUAGCAGAGAGGAUUGCAAUAUGAUUACUUCAUCCGUGAUAACUUCGCGUUGAUAACGCUGCGAUGACGUUCAAUGUAAUAGGACUGUAGUCGAUGCAGUAGAAGCAAGCUGCAACCCACAUAUUCCUGCAGAGAAAAGCUAAAACACAUCAUCUAAUCCCAGGAAAUGCGACAGUGAACUGGAGAAUAAGAAAAUGCCAGCAACAUCCGCCUUUAAGCCCACCUUGCCUGCUAAGAAAAAGUGUGUGGCUGUGGCUUGCACUCAGACUGACGAUAUUCCUGAAGAGCUCACAUUUGAUGAUGCAUCCUGUCAGACUGAUCCUGUGACAGAUGAACCUUCUUGGUCAGAUGUUUCUUGCCAAACUGAAAGAUCUGAAGAAGCUACCAAGAUCUUGUUGGAGCUGCUGGGUCCUGACUAUUUUGACUGGAGACCAAACCCUCAAAAACCUGAAUCCCCUUCUGUCCCACCUAAUGAUGGAGCUGCUAAUGAGUUGACCAUAAAAAGAGAGAAAUGUGUUAUGAAACCAGAAGACAUUGUUGUAAAACAGCAGGGUGACACUGAUCAUGAUUAUGCUGCAGUGGUAAGAGUGACCAAUAAGCUAUUGAGAGGUGCACUUCCGGCUUCACUGAAAGAAGAACCAGCUGAAAACUGUGGUCAUGCUGAAUUACCAACGAAUACUGUAACUGUCCAGACACCAGUUAUUCAGUCUACUGUUUCACUGAACAGCUCCACUGUUAGACCUUCACCAGUGAUUCAAGCUACUAUUUGUAUGAAUUCUUCUGACGUCAAGCAGCCACCAGUGACUGACCCCACUGUUAUUACAAACAGGUCUGUCAUAAGUCAGCAGAGUGUGGCACAGACUACUGUUCAGACAAUUCCUCUGCAACAGCUGAGUACUGGACCAAUUGCUAGUAAGCCAGGACACAAGGAAGGAGAUCUAGGGAAGAAGAAGAAAAUUGUAGUGGCCAUUCCUAACAGACGGCCUCGUCCUAUAAGUGCCCGUGAUGUAGAGUCUCUGAUUCCCAAAGAGAGAAGUGAAAUGAACUAUGACUACAAAGAGCUUGCACAUCUUUGGAAACAGUUACCAUUAGAGUCUAAGCGGGCUCUGGCUAUGGCUGAUCAUAGAUACUUGCUUACAGAAGAAAGACAAGGGUCAAACUUUCCAAGAAGGGGCAAACUUGACCGGAAGCUGUACAAUAAAUAUACCCCAAAGACUCUUAAGGAAAUUAUUAAUGUUGAAGGGCUGCCUCUUUAUGAAGAUGUACCAUCUCUCGGAGAACGAUCCCCAGCAGAAGUGACAAUUAGGUUAUAUACGGAAGAUGAUAACUGCAGUGAGAAAAAAGGGAGAGGAAGAGGGAGAAAAAGAAAAGGUACAAGAGGGAGGCCUGCUGUAAACAGAGUCACAGAAAAGGGAAAGGAUAAUGCUUUACAGGUGUGCAGUACUAAGAAAAGGGCAGCACGGAAUGAUGAUUAUGAACCCUUACAACUAGAGGUUACCGCAGAGGAAGAAAUGAAUGAAAGAUUUGCUAGAAGUCCAGAGUAUAGGUGUGAAGAAUUUGCUGAAUCUUCCACAACAGAAGAUUCACAAGAAGAAUUGGAGGAUGCAUCAGAAGAAGAGGAAGAGGAAUGGAAUCGGGAACCAAGUGAAGAUGAAGUUGACAAAACUGACAAAAAGGAUGAUGACUACAAUCCUUGGUCAGAAAAUGAGAGCAGCAGUGAGAGUGAGGUGGAAAAGUGUUCCAGUAGUGAAAUGGAUUUAUUUUCCAAUUCGGAUUCGUUUUCUGAUUCGGAUUCUGAUUCAUUAUCAGACUCCAGCUUAAAGGAACCUGUUGAAGAACGUCAUGAAGUUGCACCCCUUACACGAAGACGGAGGUCACUACGACUACAGAAGAAAUCUAAGCCAGAUGUAGCUUUGGAUCAGGAAGAUGAGGAAAUGGAUGAAGCAUCUGAAGAUAGUGCAGAUUCAAGAGAAGAACCUGGAAGCUUCAGUCUGAUGUGCCUUUCUCCUAAGAAAUAUUAUAAAUGCAAAUAUUGUGAUAUAAAAUUCAGGAAGAAACUUUGGAUGAAACAUCACUUGCACCUGACCCACUUGAAAGUUAAAUAUAAACCUUUCAAAUGUUCCUAUGAAAACUGCAAGAAAAGGUUCAUUCUUAAGAAAAAGAUGAAGAAACAUAUUAAAAAUGUUCAUGAAACUGUAAGUAACCCAGAAGAGCAAGAGUUCUUAUGCACUUAUGCUGGUUGUAACAAGGUGUUUAGGUCAAAGCAACGUCUUAACAUCCAUGUACAGAUACACUCAGAUACCCGAGGUUGGGUUUGCAAAGAAUGUGGAAAAACUUUCAAGCUCCAGAAGUGCUUGUCAAUGCAUAUGAAAAUCCACACUGGGGAAAAACGUCUUCAAUGCUCUGUUUGUGGAGAACUUUUCAGACAGAAGGCCUCUCUUAACUGGCACAUGACAAAACAUGAAGAGUCAUGCAAUUCUUUCUUCAAGGUUUCUUGUGAUGUGUGUGGCAAGAAAUUUGAGAAAGAGAAAGGGCUAGAGGCACAUAUGAUUAAAGUGCAUGGAAAAACUUCUGUUUGAAAUUACUUAACUUUGCUGUGGUGCGAGAUAUUGAAGUUACCACAUACCCUUGUUUCAGGAUGAAUCUCCUCUCAAGUACUGUGGAAAUUACAGACGUGCAUAGAACCAUAUACCAUACAAUGGGACUAAACAAUGAACUUUAAUGGUACUACAUUAAUUUUUUAAAAUAUGUGCUGCUUACAAAGUUGCAUAUAUGAAAUGAAGAUAAUGUACAGCAGCAUCUGCCCAAGAAAACAAAGUUGUUUUUCCCUUUUGAAAUUAUUUUAUACUUCUAAAGAAUUAGCUGUAGCAUCCUAGUUUUUAAAGAUGUUUUAAGCAGUAUUUGACAAAGAUUUUAUGUCAUUUAAAGACAUUUUAAGAAAGUCACUUUUGAACUUUUUCAAUUGUGCAUGUAAUAAACUCUGUAGCUGGACUACUAACUUGACACUUAGCAGUGUUUCUUUGUUAAAAGAAACAUAGAACUAGAGGGUAUAUAUUAUCCUUCAAAUGUUAAUAAAACUGCCUUUCUGAC